Fulmarus glacialis (Northern fulmar) is the source of this 777-nucleotide messenger RNA. RefSeq names its product antigen-presenting glycoprotein CD1d-like. Gene Ontology annotation, cellular component: external side of plasma membrane. Gene Ontology annotation, molecular function: endogenous lipid antigen binding; exogenous lipid antigen binding; lipopeptide binding. The transcript is spliced from 5 exons. NCBI's taxonomy places the organism in Eukaryota, Metazoa, Chordata, Aves, Procellariiformes, Procellariidae. The coding region runs from base 1 to 777 and encodes 258 amino acids. Gene Ontology annotation, biological process: positive regulation of T cell mediated cytotoxicity; antigen processing and presentation, endogenous lipid antigen via MHC class Ib; immune response. The record is from RefSeq and is a predicted model, not a curated record.
AUGCAACCCCCUCACCUCCUCCUCUUCCUCUUUCUCGCCCUCCUCCUCCCUGAGAUGUGGGCAGACCCAGAGGCAGAGCCGCAAGUUUUCCAGCUGCUCCAGACCAGCCUCUUCGCCAAUGUCAGCUCUGCCGAGGUGUCCGGGGUGGCUCUCCUGGGGGACGUGCCCAUAUUUGCGCUGAAUCCUGCCAACUGGAGCAUCCACUUCCACUGGUCCUGGGCCCGCCAGGCCACAGCUGAGGGUGAUGCAGAGAACAUCAAGUCCCACUCCAAAAUGGGUCUGCGCAAUAUGAUCCGAUACAUGCACGAAAUGGCCCAGCAGGUGCAACUGGACUAUCCAUUGGUGGUCCAGAUCCGUGUGGGCUGUGUGCUGCACCCCAAUAGGACAAGCUGGGGCUUCAUGGAUAUUGGGGUGGGUGGCAGAGACCUCGUUGCUUUUGAAGUGGAGAGGCAGCGCUGGGAGCCCCGACACCCAUCUCCGCUAGCAGAGCUGGUUCACAAGUCCCUCAGCAACCAGAAGGCCAUCACGGGGCUCCUGGAGCACAUCCUCUCUAUCUCCUGCCAGAGCUACAUCCUCAGCCUGUGUAGGUAUGGGAGGGCUGAUCUGGAGAGACAAGCCGACCCCGGCCGCGUGCGCCACCGCAGCCUGGGCACCCGCAGCCUCCUCAUCCCAUGGGAAAACCACCGUGCAGCUCCAACCGUCGGCAUCGCCAUCGGAGUGCUGCUCCUUGUGGCUGCAGCCUCUACUGGGGGGGUUUGGUGGUGGAAGCGCAGGUGA